Messenger RNA from Meira miltonrushii, 438 nucleotides. RefSeq lists its product as uncharacterized. Lineage: Eukaryota; Fungi; Basidiomycota; Exobasidiomycetes; Exobasidiales; Brachybasidiaceae. The transcript has a single exon. The coding region runs from base 1 to 438 and encodes 145 amino acids. The record is from RefSeq and is a predicted model, not a curated record.
AUGUGUAACGGGAAGCACACAAUGUUUCGACUCUUCCUUUUCCUACUUGCAUUCAUCCUUAUCUCCUCUACUCAUUCGAAACCUGCAGGAGAAGAGACGAAAGAUAAUCAAACAUUUCCGCGAAAGAUUAUCUUGAGUGCGGAAGAGGUAAAAGAUCGUCGACUUGAUGAAAUUACAGCAUCUGGCAGAAUUAUGCUUCCUGUCGCAGAACGAAGAGCAAAAAUGCACCAAAAAUCAAGUUUUAACCCUACACGUAUCAUUGAUAAAUACCAUAUCAUGAAACAGGAAAAGAAGAACAAGUUGCACAAAGAUAAUUAUACUAAUUUAAGGAAGAUUUUAGAAACUGGCGGUACUGCUACUUUAGGAAAGAGCAAAAGCGGAAAACGAUUAUCCUACACAAACGUUGUCCCACACCAACUGGCUGAGAGUGCAAGUUGA